AUCAGCUCGAAGCGUUUCAUGAUUGUAACAAUGAGAAGAAGUGGAUUGGGUGGGUACUCGUUUUCGUCACACAUGGCCUCUCAGAACAUGACCUAGUGAAGAAAAAUUACAGACUGCCACAAGAACGAGCGAAGCCAAGACCGAAUGCCAUCAAGACUAGCACGUGGUGAGCGGAUCUCAUGUGCUUGCAGCCUGGUCGAGUGGCAAAAGCACAAUGCUCCAGGCAAACAAGGGCAAUGUCAUCUCGAAGUUUCACAAGACAUCCUUGGAGAUACGGAACAUGGAACUCACUUACUAUUUGACGGUUUUUAACCGACUGUCCUCCAUCUCAUCGAUCCUGGCUGGUUUUGCUUCAUCUGCAUUGACCAUGAGCGUGACCACAAGACCUUUGCACGGAUUUCGGAAUGUGUGCUCCACCUUUUUUGGAAAGGUACCUGGAUGGGAGGACUCCCUAUUGGUCAUGGCCUUUCUCAUCUUCACCAGCAGUGCGUUUGGAAUGAACCUUUUGGUGAUUCUCAUCGCUACACUUUGCAACCUUUGGGGUCCUGGGAAGGCCCUACGUGGAGCAGACCAGGCUCAUUUGCAUCAAGCCAUUGAUGUCUUGGAACAAGCGCAGAAGGAAGCAAUGCGUUUCUUCGUCAUUGGGUUGUUUUGCUACUUCAUUUCGACUAUCUUAGUUGUGUGGCUCUUUUUCGACAAGAUGGGGGCACUGAUGACAACGAUAAUCCUGAUCCUCUUCUGCUUCAUGCUCAUUCGCCAAAGCUUGGUGAUUCGCCGAGCAUUUAUUCCCAAUGAAGGCUUUACGAGUGGCCUGAUCCGAGGAAAUCCCGUGCGGAGUUCCGCCAGCGCUUCGAGCACGUGAGUGCUGUGACCAGCAGGUGAGCCCCAAAGAUGGGCUUAAACCUUUCCGGCUGAAAACCAAGCCAGACCUCAUCCAUACCUACACAAUUUGCUGCUUUACUUGUGAGCGGCAGAAUGUCGGG
Messenger RNA from Durusdinium trenchii, 983 nucleotides. The record is from the annotation of a GenBank genome assembly. NCBI's taxonomy places the organism in Eukaryota, Dinophyceae, Suessiales, Symbiodiniaceae.